AUGGACAUUUCCAAAUGGAACAAGCCAGGGAGAUCAUUGCCCAGGAUUCAAUGCCAGAGGAGGUCUUUUGCCGUCGAGGGUCGCUGGUCGAUGAUUUGGAGUUUUGGAUGGCGGUGUUACGAAGCACUAACUCCCCCUUUUAGCGAGUCUUGUUUCGACGCUUUACCAGAGAAUAUUUCCUAUUUUACUCCAGCCGUGGACAUUGCCAAGUGGACUGAGGACGUAUCAGGAGCCGCUAUUCCCCCACAGGAUUUCCUUUUUUCUUCUCCAGAUCCCCAGGACAUGAGUGGUCCGGAUGCUAUCGAAUUGAAGCAUGAUACAGCUUCUGUAUACAGCAUGGACAGCGCAUACCAAAGCCAGACAGGCGCUGACCGGCGCGGAAACACUGUUCCAGAAGGAUUUCAAUCGCUUACCCCACAGGAUACCCGGAGUCGUGUGAGCAGUCAGUUCCUACGGAGCGACAUAUACUCGCCAACUCUUAGCCCCGACAACUUUAAUGCUUUCCCGGAGCAGCAUACCGACAUGACUCAGAUACAUCUACCGUCCGCAGCCGAAGAGCCAGAAAUUGGAGGGAUCCCAUUCGGGUAUUCUAAUUACUCCGCUGGACAGGACUUUACCCAGUUCUCAACCACUAGUGUACCUCGAACCACAUCAGCGAGCGGGAUGGACAUUGGCUCCAACUGGGUUUUCGCUGACUCACACAAUUUCAGCAAUUCGUACGAUUUCUUGUAUCCCAAGUCAUCGCACAGCCUCGAAGCAGCGCUUUACCCGAGCCAAGACCCAGGAGAACUAAUGUUCACGAACACUGUCCCUCAGCAGAGGACUAUUCGCAAACCUCCACCGCAACUCGACACCAACAUUCGUUCUACCAGUGUCCGAGGCUCCUCUUCGUUCUCUACAAACCAACGGGAUACGCGGCCGCCGUCAACAAACGAUCCAACUUUUGGUACCUUCGUCAUGUCUCCGACAAGUUCCGUAAAUGUCCAGUUGUCCAUGAAUACGGCAGCUGAUUUUGAAGAGCGACGUUUUGAAAUCAUAACCGAGAAGGACGAUACCGCGUCUACUUCGUUAGCUGCUCGAUCAGUGAAUGAUGAAGACGAAUCGAUGUCCCCAUCCGACGCCGCCGAAGCUAAGAACAUGGAUGAUGAACAGGGCAAAGUGGCUCGCAGCCAUCCCCUCUACCAGGCGAAGCCAGACGAAAACGGAAAAUACCACUGUCCCAAUGAGGGUAAAUCCGGCUGCAACCACGUCCCUACCACUCUUAAGUGUAACUACGAUAAAUACGUGGACUCCCAUCUGAAACCUUUCCGCUGCAACAAGAAGGUUUGCGUUGGCGUCCAAUUUUCUUCCACUGCUUGUCUUCUCCGACAUGAGCGAGAGGCCCACGGAAUGUAUGGGCACGGAUCAAGGCCUCAUCUCUGCCAGUACACGGACUGCGAGAGGUCUCUGCCCGGAAAUGGUUUCCCACGUCGAUACAACCUUUUCGACCAUAUGAAGCGUGUUCAUGACUGGACUGGUCCGACCGCGGAGCUAUCCCCUCCCGUUACCACUGGGAGCACCCGGAAGCACACCACGCGGAAACGCCGGUCUACUGCCGAUGAGGGUACAGAGAGGCGCCACAAGAUAACCAAACCAGACCCUCAAAAGCAACUUCAACAACGACGCCAACAACUUAAGCAGGACUUCUUGAGCAAGAAACAGAGUAUCAUUAAUAUGCUGACAAACCUCACCGGUCCCAAUGACUUGAUGGAAGAUAUUCAGCUCACCAAGGAGGUUAUUCUUCUCCACGAUAUCUCCACCGAGUACAAAAAGAGUCUUGGCUGA
Lindgomyces ingoldianus is the source of this 1824-nucleotide messenger RNA. RefSeq lists its product as uncharacterized. The coding region runs from base 1 to 1824 and encodes 607 amino acids. The record is from RefSeq and is a predicted model, not a curated record. Lineage: Eukaryota; Fungi; Ascomycota; Dothideomycetes; Pleosporales; Lindgomycetaceae. The transcript has 4 exons.